This is a messenger RNA of Glossina fuscipes, 5361 nucleotides long. It is a transcript of the gene Top1, whose product is annotated as DNA topoisomerase 1. Lineage: Eukaryota; Metazoa; Arthropoda; Insecta; Diptera; Glossinidae. Bases 1026 to 4100 code for a protein of 1024 amino acids. Gene Ontology annotation, biological process: DNA replication; chromosome segregation; DNA topological change. The record is from RefSeq and is a predicted model, not a curated record. The transcript is spliced from 8 exons. Gene Ontology annotation, cellular component: nucleolus; chromosome. Gene Ontology annotation, molecular function: DNA binding; DNA topoisomerase type I (single strand cut, ATP-independent) activity.
GAAAAAACGUUUUAUUAUUGAUAAUUUUCUAGGAGAUUUUUAAAAAGAGAAAUGUAAUUUUCUUAGGGAACGACAUAUAAAAUAUUCCUUUGUCUAUCUACAUCUCCGCAUACAGAAGAAAGCGCAAUGUGUCUAUCUCAAAAUUUUAUUAGUCGGAAGCAAAGUUCCGUCAAUGCGGUGAAAACAACGCAAAGAAACGCUUAAAGUGAACUUAACAAUUAAAGACAUAAGUAAAAUUAACGCAUAAGAUCGCAUCGGCGAGGACUUGCGUUUUCUACGAACCUAACUCGCUCAAAUCGUAUCUAUAGAAAAAUAACGAAGGCCUUUAACAGCGUUACUGGCUGUCAUCGACUUUGUCUUUUUGUGCAUUUUAUAGAGUACGGACGUGUGGACGUGUUAAAUUACUUCCCAUAAUCUUUGUAAAAUAUAUGCAAGUGAAAUCUGAAGUCUCUAAAAUAAAUUUCAAAGGCCACAAAAAGAACUAUUAAGCAGAAAGUUAUUUUCUUGCGAAUAGUUGAAAAAAAAGAAGAGUAAUCUGCCACAUUGACCUUUUGUGUGACAAACAAAAAAAGAAGAAAAACUUUCAAUCCCAAAAUUGAAAAUUUUCGCAACUUUCGUGCACGUAGUGGAGAAAUUUUUCCAAGUUCAAAUUUUCUAAGGACUUGGAAAAUUUUUUCAUUUUUUACUGGUACCACUACUACAAACUACUACGGUUGCUGUUUGUUUUGUACGUAGCACGAGAAGGAAAAAAAACACUGAAAAUUUUUCAAUCACUCGUUGGAUUCGUGCAGUCGUUUUAGCUGCAAUUUCUGGCUGGUUGUCUGAUGUGUGCGUGAACUCUUCCGAGUCGCAAUAGUAAAAAAGACAGAAAUAAAAAAGACUGAAAAAUUUUUCCUAUAUUUUGUUCUAUUUAAAAUAUAAAAAGUAGAGGUGCUCUUAUAAAGUUUAUUAAAUAAAAUCAUCAAUCUUAAGAACUGAGUAAAGCCAAAUCGAAUAUUGUAGAAAAUUUUUCAAUUGCAUAAAAAAUGAGUGUGGACGUAACGGGUGAAAAUCAAUCAACAGCUCAAAAUGGGAGCACUGAGGUUCAUGUGAAUGGCAUAAGCAAUGGUCAUCAUCAUUAUAGUAGCGGUGGUGGUGACGGAAGUGGCAGUAGUACUAAUAAGCACAAAUCGUCUAGUAAGGAUAAACACCGCGAUAAGGAUCGUGAUCAUAAGAGCAGUUCCUCGUCAAGUAAUCAUAAAAGCAGUAGUCGUGAUAAGGAAAAGCAUGGUAGCUCUUCAUCAUCGUCGAGCAGCAAAGAUAAACAUCGUGAUAAACAUCGUGAUCGGGAUGAGAAACAUGGUAGCGGUAGUUCUUCCGCUUCUAAUCAUCAUCGUGAUAAGGACAAAGAACGUAGUAGUGAUAGAGAUAAGCACAAAUCUUCGUCUUCAUCAUCAAGUCAUCACAAAAGUUCUUCCAAACAUCGAGAUCGUAGCGACAAGGAUCGCAAGGAAGGGUCCAACAGUUCAACCUCGUCCAGUAAAGAUAAAGACAAAGAACGCCAUCAUCACAAAUCUUCAUCGUCGUCAUCGAGUUCACGUGAUAAAGAUCGUCACCAUCACAAAAGUUCUUCAUCAUCAUCGUCGUCCAAGCACAAACAUUCCAGCUCACGAUCGUCGUCGUCCUCUCAUGAUAAAGCCAAUCGUCAAGAUGGUGAAUUUAUUAAACCGGAGCCCGUAUCGCAAUCUACUGAAUCGUAUUUGCAACAAAAUGGUUUCAACGAAAACGUCAUGACUACUGAUAUCAAGCAAGAAAUUAAUGCUUUAGAUUACCAAUCUAACGAUAACAGUUUUAACAAUGGAUAUAAAGAAGGCUACGAGAUAAAAUCUGAAUUUAAGCCUGAAGAGCACAACUUCGACGUUUCUCAGACCAGCUCUUGCGAUUAUUCAAUGUCUCAGUUUAAGGAUGAUGAACCAGCAUUUGUAAUAAAGGCUGAGGCCAGGUACAGUGAGGAUGGCAUUUACAAGCAAGAAGAUGAGGAAGAGGACGACGAGGAAAAUGAGGAAGAAGAGGAAGAAGAUGAAGAUGAGGAUAUUCCAUUAGCUAUGCGAAAAUCAAAAUCAAAUCAGUUCCAGGAAGACGAAGACAAUGAAGAAGAUGAAGAGGAUGUUCCUUUAGCUAAACGUAAAAAGCCAUUCGACGGUGAUGAUGAGGAAGAUGUACCGUUAUUGGCGCGUAAAAAACCUAAAAAGGAGUCGAGAGACAAAAGUAAGGAGAAGAAAAAGAAACGUGUUAAAGAGGAACAUGAAGAAGACGAUUACCCUAGUGAAAAACGCAGAAAAAAAUCAAAAAAGGCCGAGGUCCAUGGUAAAACGGAAACUGCUUCCCCCACGAAGCGUGUCAAGAAGGAAAAGAAGGAAGACGACGAAGAAGUUUGGAGAUGGUGGGAAGAAGAAAAGCGCGCCGAUGGCAUUAAAUGGACUACUUUGGAACAUAAAGGUCCUGUUUUCGCUCCCCCUUAUAUACGCCUACCUAAAAAUGUGCGGUUCUUUUAUGACAGCAAGCCUAUGGAAUUGUCAGAGAUAACUGAGGAGGCAGCCACUUUUUAUGCCAAGAUGUUGAAUCACGAUUACUGUACGAAACAAGUUUUUAAUGAUAAUUUCUUCAAAGACUUUCGUCGUUCAAUGACUUCAAAGGAGAAGGAGAUAAUAAAAGAUUUUAGAAAGUGUAAUUUUCAAGAAAUGCACCAAUACUUCUUGGCCGAAUCGGAGAAACGUAAAAGUGCAACCAAAGAAGAGAAACUGACCAAGAAGCAGGAGAAUGAAGCUUUGAUUAAAGAAUACGGUGUAUGUGUUAUUGAUGGUCACAAAGAGAAGAUAGGUAAUUUCCGAUUAGAGCCACCGGGUCUAUUUCGAGGCCGCGGUGAACAUCCCAAGAUGGGUAUGAUUAAACGUCGCAUACAGGCCGAAGACGUUUCGAUUAAUUGUGGUAAGGAGUCUAAGAUUCCUCAGCCUCCAGCCGGACAUCGUUGGAAAGAAGUUAUUCAUAAUAAUACGGUAACAUGGCUGGCCUCAUGGGUGGAAAACAUACAAGGUCAAGUCAAAUAUAUUAUGCUUAAUCCUUCUUCUAAACUGAAGGGUGAAAAGGAUCAUAUCAAAUACGAAACGGCACGUCGCUUGGCCCAAAGUAUUGACAAAAUACGUUCAACAUAUCGUGAUGAAUGGAAGUCGAAAGAAAUGCGUGUACGUCAAAGAGCUGUUGCUCUUUACUUUAUCGAUAAGUUGGCUCUAAGAGCGGGUAAUGAAAAAGAUGAAGAUCAAGCUGAUACAGUCGGUUGCUGCUCAUUACGCGUAGAGCAUGUCUCGCUCCACAAAGAAUUAAAUGGUAAAGAAAACGUUGUUAUAUUUGAUUUUCUCGGUAAAGACUCGAUACGUUAUUAUAACGAAGUUCAAGUGGAGAAAAGAGUCUUUAAAAAUCUGGAGCUAUUUAUGGAAAAUAAAAAGAAAGGUGAUGAUUUAUUUGAUCGUUUAAAUACUCAAGUAUUAAAUGAACAUUUAAAGGAGUUGAUGGAAGGACUCACUGCCAAAGUGUUCCGUACCUACAAUGCUUCGUACACUCUACAAAAUCAAUUGGAUUUGUUAACAAAGGAAGACAUGACUAUACCGGAAAAGUUAUUAGCUUAUAAUCGUGCCAAUCGGGCUGUAGCCAUAUUGUGUAACCAUCAACGUUCGGUGCCUAAAAGUCAUGAAAAAUCAAUGGAAAAUCUGAAAGAGAAAAUACGGCAAAAGCGUGAAGCUCUCGAUGAAUGUGAAGUCGAUUAUCAUGAUGCUAAGAAAGCAGCCAAACGUGGCUCAGUUAAGGAAAAGUUGAUGGCUGAUAAGAAAGGCAAACAAUUAGAGCGUUUAAAGGAACAACUGAAAAAACUAGAACUUCAAGAGACUGAUAGAGAUGAAAAUAAGACGAUUGCCUUGGGUACUUCAAAAUUAAAUUAUUUAGAUCCACGCAUUUCAGUAGCUUGGUGUAAAAAGUUUGGUGUACCCAUAGAGAAGAUCUUCAAUAAAACUCAAAGAAAUAAAUUUAUGUGGGCCAUUCACAUGGCCGAUGAGAAUUAUCGUUUCUAAGUGCUUAUUUAAGUAAUUAGAAACAAAAAAAAAAAUAUUUUUUAGUAUUUAAGAUCACAUUAUUCAACAUAAAACAACCCAUAUGUAAACCAUUUAGUUACUUACUUACGUACACAGUUUAAGUAAUGAAGAAAACCCACCCAAAAAUGCGAAAAGAAGCAACGUUUUUCACGCGCUCUCCUUCUUACAUUCACUAAUACUGAAUUCAGUCCAGUUUUAUAUUCAUACUAUACAUAUACUUAAAUAGUAUAUAUCUAUAAUAGUGAUAAUUACAGUUUUUAUUAUUUAUACUUAUGUUAAUGAGAAAAAAGAAAAGAUUAUCGUAUACAAAUAUCUGACAGCACCACAAAACCGUAGAUAAUUGAAUUUUUAUUACACCUACCACCUGCCACCUAGGAAGAGUGUGUGUAAUACGUAAUUUCGUCAUUGAACUUGUUAUAAGCGGAAAUAUGCGCAAAAGAGAUUCCAUAAGCCACUUUUGUCAUUCCGUUUGUAGUAGCUAUACUCGAUUUGCAAUUAGCAUGAAAGUUUUGAAUUUAUUCAAACUUGUCUGUACGAUGUACCGGCACUUUCGCUAUUCAUUUGUAAAUGAAAGCGUGGACUUGCCUAAAAUUAGCAUGAAACUGCUUGCGGUGGUGGGUAACAUCCUAGGUUCAUCCGAAGUCGUGUAUAGGCUUUCUUUAUUUUUUUUUCUUUAAAUAUUAAAUUUCUUUGCCUCAUACAAAUAGAAUUUUUUUUUUUUUUUUUACAUAUUUUAGUUUUUAUUUAUUUACAAAUUGCCAAAGUAAGCAAGUGUUGGCAAACUUUAAUUUAGUUGUAAUUACAAUGAUUAUUCUCUUAAUUUUAGAAUUUAGUUUAGUAUCAAAUUUAGAUUUUGCCUUUUUAUUUUUUGGAAUUAUUCGAUAAUUUAUUCAUGUUGUCGAAGUAUAAUUAUUAUUUAUACAAACAAAAACUCUACAAACUCUACAAAGUUAAACUAAUUAUAUUUUCCCUGUUAAAUCGGAAAAUUUAAAAAAAUUUAAAAAAAGGAACGAACAAAACGCAAAUCCCCUUAAACCCGAAAUGCUAUCUUUUUAGAUUUUAGGGAUUAUCUUUUUUUGUUAGGACAUUUUAUUAACACAAAAUUUUUAGUUAAUUGUUUAAAUUCUGUAACUACUCUUGUUUUUUGUGCAAUUUUUGUAAACUAUUGUCUCCUUGCAUAUUAUAUUCAUAACCAUUCUUAGAUCUGUCUUAUAGUUAAUAAAGAAAAACAAAGGCUAAA